AUGGGUUCAAAUGGUGUUGCAACCAUUACCAUUCUAAUUCUCUCCAUCAUUAUAUUUUUCUUCACCACCCUUAGCUCUGCUCAGGCACCACCGGCCGUGUCACCACCACCGUCGACUUGUCCUAAUCUGCGCGUUUGCGUCUCCCUGUUGCAAAAUCUGGUGGGCAUUGUGGUCUCCCCUUUACAAUCCAAACCUUGUUGCUCCCUCAUUGCUAAUCUUGUUGAUCUUGAUGCUGCACUGUGUCUUUGCACAGCCAUCAAGCUUAAUGUUUUGGGGAUAAACCCUAAUAUUCCCUUAAACUUGGCACUUGUUGUUUGUGGACGUAACACGUCCAUUAACUUCGUAUGCAGUUAA
Lathyrus sativus (Indian pea) is the source of this 354-nucleotide messenger RNA. NCBI's taxonomy places the organism in Eukaryota, Viridiplantae, Streptophyta, Magnoliopsida, Fabales, Fabaceae. The record is from the annotation of a GenBank genome assembly.